GGCUGGGCUGUAGACUCGAGGAGUAAAUUGUAAUUGCACUCUUCCCCACACAAUCUGUUGAUAUAGUACUGAGAUGGGCAUUAUUAUAUUCCUCGUCAGGUCUCGCAUAUUUCCAGUAUCUUCAGUAUAUUACUAUUCAGUAUUAUUACUACUGUACUGCUAUCGCCAUCUUGGCGUCAUAGUACCAUACUACUAAUAUGAUAAUAUGAUAAUAUUAAUAUGGAGGACAAGACAAUGGCAAUAGCCGACGCGGGGAAAGCCCCGAGCGUCGGCUAUUGAGGCCGGCAAUUGCCCCGCACGCCAUGAUCAAUCAUAUUUUUAUCACCUUCACAUUCAUAUUUAGCACUCUCAUUUCUGUCAAUUACUGUCGCUAUAUUUAGUUGAACAGUACUGUCCUACCUAAUUGAGAGAAGGCACCAUGUCGCAGUCCCUCUUCUCUCUCCAGGGCCGCACGGCCCUGGUUACAGGUGGCACGCGGGGUAUCGGCCAAGCAAUGGCCGUUGCGCUGGCCGAAGCUGGUGCAGACGUUGUCCUUGUGCAGCGCGACGAGUCCAACACAGCCACCCGCGACGAUAUCACAAAACGAGUCGGCCGCAAGGCAGUCAUCCAUGUCGCUGAACUGUCAGACCGCGAGGCCGUCAAGAAGAUCAUCCCCGCACUCAUCCAGCAGGGCCUCAAACCCGAUAUUCUCCUCAACUGUGCCGGCAUCCAGAGGAGACAUCCGAGCGAGAAAUUUCCGGACGAGGACUGGGACGAGGUGAUCAAUGUGAACCUGACAUCGGUCUUUACACUGGCGCGUGAAUUUGGAGCCUAUCUACUCUCGCGCGAUGUAUCCGAGUUCCCAAGCGGACGCAGAGGCGCGGUUAUCAACGUGGCCUCGUUGCUGUCGUUCCAGGGUGGCAUUACGGUGCCGGCAUACGCAGCAUCCAAGGGUGGAGUGGCACAGUUGACCAAGGCCUUGUCCAAUGAAUGGGUCUCCAAGGGUAUCAACGUCAAUGCGAUUGCGCCUGGGUACAUUGACACCGACAUGAACGUUGCAUUGAUCAACGACUCCAACCGCAACGCUGGUAUCAUGGCCCGGAUUCCUGCCGGCCGCUGGGGAAAGCCCGAAGAUUUCAAAGGGAUCGUGGUCUUUCUGGCCAGCGCAGCCAGCAGCUACGUCUCUGGAGAGGUGAUUACCGUGGAUGGUGGGUGGAUGGGGCGAUGAUCAUGGCGUUUUCUUUUAUAAUCCAUACAAAGCCUUCGUGUUCUUCUUCAUCCUCUUUCUCCACUACACAAUACGCUAUAGACAACGGCAUGCAAACAAAGCAUACAAUGUACCACAAUGGAACCAUCCCCACGCCUCGAGGUGAUCGGUGGGUAAUGAACACCACGGCCGAUACGUAUCUGUAGAGAUGCCGGCAUUUUCCCGAUAGAGAUCUCCAUUGACGGGGAAUCGCGGCAUCGAGAUCGUAAUAAGCUUUCUUGGGUCGUAGCAGGCCACGGCGUCGCUGCUCAAACGUGGUGGGCAGUAGCAUUCGCUGGUGGAGUGUGCUUCCGUUUGCGAGUGCCCGAAGGAGGCAUGAUGUCCAGGCAGUCUAGAACACGGCGUUGGGUCUCUGACUCGGUAGGGCAGACAGAAUAUAGCAUACAGUAACACAGCAGAACCGAGGACAGUUCAUGAAACAGUGUCGUCAUGAAACGAGAGUG
Messenger RNA from Talaromyces proteolyticus, 1689 nucleotides. RefSeq names its product putative 2-deoxy-D-gluconate 3-dehydrogenase. The transcript has 3 exons. Lineage: Eukaryota; Fungi; Ascomycota; Eurotiomycetes; Eurotiales; Trichocomaceae. The record is from RefSeq and is a predicted model, not a curated record. Bases 419 to 1207 code for a protein of 262 amino acids. Gene Ontology annotation, molecular function: oxidoreductase activity, acting on the CH-OH group of donors, NAD or NADP as acceptor.